This is a messenger RNA of Linum tenue, 261 nucleotides long. The record is from the annotation of a GenBank genome assembly. Lineage: Eukaryota; Viridiplantae; Streptophyta; Magnoliopsida; Malpighiales; Linaceae.
AAUACUCUAGAAAAGCACUUCAAGUUCUUGAUUCAUCGUCAGAGAUGGCUUAGAACCAACAGUACAUUAUCUAAUCGAUGUUUCCGCUCGAAGACUUUAUCUGAGAGUUAUCAAUAUUUGUCAAAUAUGUUCCUAUCUAACGGAACGCUACUGGAGGCAUUCAGGGAGAACCAGCUAGCUCUGGGUUCGAGUGGCAUUUCACCCCUAACCACAACUCAUCCGCUGAUUCUUCAACAUCAGCCGGUUCGGACCUCCACUUAG